Rhopalosiphum maidis (corn leaf aphid) is the source of this 1629-nucleotide messenger RNA. RefSeq lists its product as uncharacterized. Gene Ontology annotation, cellular component: P granule. Lineage: Eukaryota; Metazoa; Arthropoda; Insecta; Hemiptera; Aphididae. Gene Ontology annotation, molecular function: protein binding; piRNA binding. Gene Ontology annotation, biological process: regulatory ncRNA-mediated gene silencing. Bases 43 to 1629 code for a protein of 528 amino acids. The record is from RefSeq and is a predicted model, not a curated record. The transcript is spliced from 6 exons.
GUGAUAUACUGGUACCCAUAGGGAUUCUUCGAAGAAGAAAAAAUGGAUCUUGUACAUUUUAAAACACUAAUACCUCAAUCUUCAUUAGGAAAUACUGGAGAACAGGGAACUACUGGGGGGCAGUCGGUCAAAUUGUUGGCAAAUUAUUUUCCAAUCACUUCAAACACAAAUUGGUGUUUGUAUCAAUAUAGAGUUGACUUCAGUCCUGAACAAGAUAGAAGUAGAACUAAAAGAGGGCUAUUAUGUCAGCAUCGAGAACAUUUAGGAGGAUAUUUAUUUGACGGAACAAUGUUGUUUUCUGAAAACCGAUUUGAUCCACCCACUUUUGAACUUACAUCUAAGCGUCUCCAAGAUGAUCAAAUGGUUGUCAUUACAGUGAAAUUCACAAAUAUAAUAAAGACAAAUGGUUAUGCCAACAUUCGAGUGUUCAACUUACUUUUGCGUAAUUGUCUCCCACAUCUAAAACUAACGUUGACUGGAAGAAACUUUUAUGAUCCAGCUGCCAAAGUGGCUCAAUGUAAGUUUCAAAUUUUUCCGGGUUAUGAAGAUAGCAUUUUUCCCACGAAUGACAGCAGAGCCAAUACAUUUUUAAUGUUUCUUGAACAAAUAAUCAAUGAAUCAAAUAGGUAUAGUGGUGCUGGUUUGUCAAAGCAUUUACGUGCUUUACCAAUGGUCACCUCUGAAAUUUCGAAGUAUUUGGUUAUUUUAGCUGCAAAAGACUGUUGUCAAGAAGUCGAUGUAUUUGCUCAAUCACUUGCAAGGGCUGCACAAGGAAUUAAAUUUUCAUUACCAAAGCCUGUCAUAGUUCCCAUGAAUGACAGCAGAGCCAAAACAUUUUUAACGCAUAUUGAACAAGUAAUCAAAGAAUCGAAUCCAUCAUUGAUUUUAUGUAUCAUUCCAUCAAUAUAUGGUGAUGUCUAUGGAUUGAUCAAAAGAAAACUAUGCACUGUAUCAGUACCAUCCCAAAUAGUGCUGUUGAGAAAUGUGAAAAAGAACAAUAUUUCAGUUUGCAAAAAUAUCGCUUUACAAAUAAAGUACAAACUGGGUAGUGUUCCUUGGCAAGUUUCUACACCAAAAAAAGUUGAACUUUUUUCGUUAGUGUCCGAUAUUAGAAAAGGUUUAGAAGUAAGCCAGAAAUCGUUAAAAAGAAAAAUAUCUAAUUUGAUUCAAAAUAACACUAAUAUUGAGAUAAUUAAACCUAAAUUUGUAAAAUAUAGUGAAUCUUCUCCUAUACCAAUUAUUGAUUUAACUAUAGACAGUCCACCAGAUGUGAUGGUUUCAAGAUCAUUAAAUAGUGAAAUUACAGGUUUUACUUAUCACAACACUGCUAUUGAGAUGACUGAGUCCAAUAUAACUGAGUAUCAUGAACCUUCUACUUCAGCAUUAAAAUCAUCUAUAAAUGAAAUAACUCUGUUGGACAAUAAUUUAUUAUUGCAAAAAGCAGUUACUAUUCCUUUGUGCAAGGAUGCUUCAUCAAAUUCAAUGCUACUUAUGUAUAAAGUAACUGGAAGCGACGAGUGGACGAACUCUGGCAAAGUAACGGUUUUCGAUGAAACAGGUUCAAGCAGAUCUUAUUUUUUACCCGUUGCCGUAAAACGAAUGUCAAUAUCAAAUAACCAUUCACCGUGA